Erinaceus europaeus (western European hedgehog) is the source of this 942-nucleotide messenger RNA. RefSeq names its product olfactory receptor 2H2-like. NCBI's taxonomy places the organism in Eukaryota, Metazoa, Chordata, Mammalia, Eulipotyphla, Erinaceidae. Gene Ontology annotation, biological process: G protein-coupled receptor signaling pathway. Bases 70 to 942 code for a protein of 290 amino acids. Gene Ontology annotation, molecular function: G protein-coupled receptor activity; olfactory receptor activity. The record is from RefSeq and is a predicted model, not a curated record. The transcript has a single exon. Gene Ontology annotation, cellular component: membrane.
GGUGAUGCCAAUGACACCAGCCCAGAUGGCUUCAUCCUUUUGGGCUUCUCAGAUAAACCCAGGCUGGAAAUGGCCCUCUUUGUGGUGGUCUCUGUCUUCUACAUGGUCACACUAGUGGGCAACCUCACCAUCAUCCUCCUGUCCCACCUGGACCCCCAGCUCCACACCCCCAUGUACUUCUUCCUCACCCAGCUCUCCAUCCUGGACCUCUGCUUCACCACCAGCUGCAUCCCCCAGAUGCUGGUGAACCUGUGGGGCCCCGACAAGACCAUCAGCUACCUGGGGUGUGCAAUGCAGCUCUACAUCUUCCUGGGCCUGGGAGCUGCUGAGUGCGUGUUGCUUGUGGUCAUGUCUUUUGACCGCUAUGUGGCCGUGUGCAGACCCCUGCACUAUGCUGUCAUCGUGCACCCAAAGCUGUGUGACAGGCUGGCGUUCCUGGUCUGGGUGAGUGGAAUCUGUGACUGUCUGGUGCAGGGACACUCCACCAUGAAGCUGCCCUUCUGCAGCCACCACCGGGUGGAUGACUUUGUCUGUGAGGUCCCAGCUCUGAUCCGCCUGGCCUGUGGGGACACACAUGUCAACGAGCUUCAGAUAUCUAUGAAUGUUGGCAUCUUCCUAUUGGGACCACUCCUGCUGAUCCUCAUCUCUUAUGGACAGAUCACCCGGGCGGUGCUGGCCAUCCAGUCCCAGGAGGGCAGGAGCAAGGCCUUCCGCACCUGUUCUUCCCACCUGCUUGUUGUCCUCCUCUUCUACUGCAGUGCCACUGCUGUGUAUGUAAGACCGAGGAGCUACUUCUCCCAGAAGGCAGGGAAGUUUCUGACACUCUUCUACACUGUGGUGACCCCCACUCUCAAUCCCCUCAUCUACACCUUGAGGAACAAAGACGUCAAGGGGGCUUUCAUGAGACAGUUUGAGAAAAGCAGAACAGCCAGCAUGGAAUGA